AUGGGAUCCUGGUUAAUCAGUAACCAGAGUUUCGCCUUUAAAAAGGCCCUCGUCUUGACCGUCCAAGUCAAAGCCCUGGCCGAAGGCGUCACCGUCCAGGUCGAUGACUUGACCUUCUCCUGGGACUCGGUCAAAGCGCUGAAGAAGAUCCUGGAUCCUGCACCCCAAAACCCCCGCUUCCGGAGCCGAGGACCGGCGCCCGUGUGCCUGCACCCCCAACUCCCCCGCGAAUUCCUGCCUCUCUGCGCCACGCCGAAGGCCGCCAGCGUGUUCAGGGCCCUCGACCGCAUCGCCAGAGAUCCGGAGACCUGCGAAAUCUGCUUUAACGUCGCCUGCUCCGGAUGCUAA
This is a messenger RNA of Protobothrops mucrosquamatus (brown spotted pit viper), 348 nucleotides long. RefSeq names its product guanylin-like. NCBI's taxonomy places the organism in Eukaryota, Metazoa, Chordata, Lepidosauria, Squamata, Viperidae. Gene Ontology annotation, molecular function: guanylate cyclase activator activity. The record is from RefSeq and is a predicted model, not a curated record. The coding region runs from base 1 to 348 and encodes 115 amino acids. Gene Ontology annotation, cellular component: extracellular region. The transcript has 4 exons.